AUGCAGUAUGAAACAGAAUCUUGGAGUGGUUACCUACAGGAAGAAAUAGAGAGAAUGGCUUCAAAGAAUGCAGUGGUGAUGUUCAGCAAAAAUACAUGUUGCAUGUGUCAUGCUAUAAAGAGGCUCUUGUGUGGAAUGGGUGUCAACCCAACAGUUUAUGAAUGCAAUGAUCACAAUCCCACUUGGCAGAACGCCUUGUUUAGUCUUCUUGGCAACUCCUCCACCCCCUCUCUGCUUGGUUUCUUCAUUGGUGGCAAGCUCGUUGGGUCCAUGGACAGUAUCAUGGCAGCUCAUAUUAAUGACAUAUUAGUUCCUCUUUUAAAAAAAGCUGGUGCUCUCUGGCUUUGA
Molecule: messenger RNA, 348 nt
Organism: Capsicum annuum
Lineage: Eukaryota; Viridiplantae; Streptophyta; Magnoliopsida; Solanales; Solanaceae
Product: glutaredoxin-C7-like
Exons: 1
Coding region: 1-348 (115 amino acids)
Source: RefSeq, a predicted model, not a curated record